This is a messenger RNA of Xyrauchen texanus (razorback sucker), 2727 nucleotides long. Its product is annotated as N-acetyllactosaminide beta-1,3-N-acetylglucosaminyltransferase 3-like. Bases 643 to 1782 code for a protein of 379 amino acids. Gene Ontology annotation, molecular function: hexosyltransferase activity. Gene Ontology annotation, cellular component: membrane. The record is from RefSeq and is a predicted model, not a curated record. Lineage: Eukaryota; Metazoa; Chordata; Actinopteri; Cypriniformes; Catostomidae. The transcript is spliced from 3 exons.
CCCGGAGCUUCUUUAAUGACCGAGAACCACUGCUUUCCUCACCAAUGGUGUGGAGAGAGUUUCCUUUUUUUUCUUCUUCUUCUUUCAGCGAACGCCUUGUGAAAGGUUUUUUUUUGUAAAUCAAUGACAGAGUUUGGUUUAACUGCUGCCUUUAUCUCUGCGAAAGUGAUCAGCCUAGCAAGGUUUUGGCGGAGUCACCUGCGCACUCGCAGAGCAUAGAGCGUAAAGUUGAAUGACAUGUGACGAGAACCAAUCAGAUUGGAUACAUAUUCUGAUUCGCCAGGGACGCAGCGACCUGCGCCCGGAGGAGAAUCUUUAAGAAAUCAAUUAGACACCAGCUUCAGGUCACAUGCUGCCCGAAAAUUGAAGGACUCAGACAUAGACAUAGACAUAAUAAAUACAUAGACGCCCUAUUGGCCGCUUUGGAACGUUGCUGCGAUACGUCAACGCGUCCGCCAUUUUGCGGAGGGCAAGACUGCGCUGUAACCAAAUGCAAGUAAACGGGUACGAGCAUCGUUUAAUCUUCUGUCGCCGCGAUAAUCCAGAACAAGGACAUUUGAACGAGUAGGUUCCGCUCUCAUCAAGCUGUUGACAACUGGAUCAACUACCUCACGUGACCGAACCUCAAGUCAGAAUAUCAAGAUGACACUUCGAAUGGUGGAGAUGAUUGCUGUGCUUCUUAUGGGCAUUGUGGGCUUGGUCAUCCUUGGAGUAACUGAAAUUAACUUAAAUGUGCCCUAUGAAAACAACAACAGAGACUUAUAUGAAAGACUCCAUCACCAAGCUCAUUUGCAGAAAUCAGCAGCUCUCCAGUCUUUGUCUCCAAGUUGUGUGCAGAAUAUGUCUGCUGUUGAUGUGGCUGGAUUUUCUACACUGCCAAAUCAUAUCAAAGACUUCUUGCUUUACCGCCACUGUAGGGAUUUUCCCAUGCUUCUAGAUGUCCCUUAUAAGUGUGGAGUCCCAGAGAAGUCUGCAGAUAUCUUCCUUCUACUGGUCAUCAAGAGCUCUCCAGAGAAUUAUGAACGACGAGAGGUUCUGCGGAAAACUUGGGCUAUGGAACAACAGCACAAUGGUGUGUGGAUCCGUCGAGUCUUCAUUAUUGGAACCACUGGAACUGGUUUGGAGAAGGUCAGAUUAAAUAAAAUGUUGAAAUUUGAGAACCGUGAGAACCAAGACAUUUUACAGUGGGACUUCAAUGAUUCAUUCUUUAACCUCACACUAAAGCAGAUCCUGUUCUUACAGUGGAUGGAUAAAUGGUGCCCACACACCAAGUUUCUUUUAAAUGGUGAUGAUGAUGUUUUUGCCAACACGUUUAAUAUGGUGGAGUAUCUUCAAGGUCUGAAGGACAAUAAUGGAAGUAAACAUUUGUAUGUAGGGCAACUCAUGGAGAAUACAGGACCGUUCAGACAAUCUUCGAGCAAAUACUAUGUCCCAGUGCAGGUACUCAAGUCUAAUAUAUAUCCUCCAUACUGUACUGGUGGAGGCUUUCUUCUUUCCGGUUUUACAGCCAGAACAAUAUACAGUAUGUCUUUCAAUGUUACUCUGAUGCCUAUUGAUGAUGCUUACAUAGGAAUGUGCGUGGAAAAGGCAGGUCUCACACCCACAUCCCACACUGGCGUGAGGAUUGAAGGUAUGAAUCUCCUAAAGGGUGACAAAUAUCACCCUUGUUAUUAUAAAGAAAUGCUUCUAGUCCACAAAUUUCUACCACAACAGAUUUUUGGAAUGUGGAAUGAAAUACAAGAUCCACAUUUACAAUGUGGAAAAACUAAAUCCUUUCUGUAAACCUGACCAUACAUAAGAUGUGCAUUGAACUUGUUUUAAAAUUUAUGCAAACUGAUCCACUUUUGAAUGAUAAAUUAUUAACAUAGUAUUUAGCUGAUUGUAUCAGUACUACAGUAAGUCAAUAACACAGCUUUCAUAAUCGGGUAGGACAAGGCGUAGCCUCAUAGUGUGCUAAAGUAACAGUAGUAGCUCAUGGUUUUAGAAGAAGGCUAGCUGCACAAAAAAUAAACACAUCAAAACAAAGUGUUCAUAUACAGUGCAUUACACCAUAACUGCAUAAUGGUUUCAACGUGUUCCUAAAACUGUUGCAAGCCAUUUGAUGUCUUCACACCUUGUUCGCUGUUACCAAAUUCCAAUUGAAUAUGUUAUGUUAUCUACGUGUAUGUAUUUAUUGGUGUUUAACAUUUGGUGUUUUAGUAAUGUUUGAAUCUGGAUUGUACAAAUUAAAGAGUUUUUACUUGACUAGAAAAUCAUACUCGUACAUUUGUGUAUUUGAAAAGAAAGAUUACCUUCACCAUUGUGGUGGAUAAAUGUGACCUUUGUUGACCACACCUUGUUCAGGCAAACCAUUUGAAGAUUAAGAUCAGAGCUACGCAUAAUUUUUAUUGUUAGGAAUAUGCAUCAGCAUUGUUCUGUUUAUGAGCUUUGCAUACACCAUAAAAGUAUAGCUGAAGAAUACAAAUGCACUGUCAUUCAGGAUGCACCUGAUGUGGUUGGGCAUCUACUGGCCUGAGAAGACAAUUGCAUCCCAAACCACAAAAAAAGAAAAAAGAAGUGAACUACAAGUAUCCAGUGGUGGCAAGCAGGAGCCACUUGUGCUUUUAGGGGGCACAAUUGUUUGUAUGUAUUUUAACCUACUUUCAGGAUUAUUUCAAGUCAUUUUUUAUCAUGCCAUGUAUAACUGCAAUCUCUAGAAGUAAGCUAAUAAAACUAUUUAAAAUCAAA